Messenger RNA from Corythoichthys intestinalis (scribbled pipefish), 4820 nucleotides. It is a transcript of the gene crfb1, whose product is annotated as cytokine receptor family member b1. Gene Ontology annotation, cellular component: plasma membrane. Gene Ontology annotation, biological process: blood coagulation; cytokine-mediated signaling pathway. NCBI's taxonomy places the organism in Eukaryota, Metazoa, Chordata, Actinopteri, Syngnathiformes, Syngnathidae. The transcript is spliced from 7 exons. The coding region runs from base 408 to 1907 and encodes 499 amino acids. Gene Ontology annotation, molecular function: cytokine receptor activity; protein binding. The record is from RefSeq and is a predicted model, not a curated record.
GAUGUGACAGCAAAGGAAACACUUUUAUUGUAAGAACGUGACAGCCAGAUGUUUUCACACCGCUAACCUUGAAUGCACGGUAUUUUUUUUAACAGCAACAUUAGUUUAGCAACGAAUUAAGCAACUGCUGAAUUACUAUUUGGAAAGACGGAAGUACCAGGUUGACAAGAAACCGAGUGAGUGGAAAUUGAUCAGCUUUUUAGCAAGUCUAGCAUUACCCUUGAAGUAAUUGAUAAUACUAACGCACUGUAGAGUAGUAUAUUCCCUAAAAGGGUAGGGAAUAUAGCACAACUAUACCACACGAAAUAUCUUAACGUAUAUAACAUACCCCGCCUUUUUGCCCUUUUUUGGACAAAUAAACAGUGCAUUUCAUCACUCACCACGAUAGAAUAAACAUAAAUGGCAAGAUGAACUGGCCCUCAAGUCAUCUAAAUCUGAUUUUCCUACUUGACUCUGUGCUUGGUGUCCUCCUUCCACCAGCUAACUUGUCGGUUAAAUCAGUGAAUUUCCUUCACAUCGUGCAUUGGGAUCCGGGGCCUGACACCCCACCAGGAGUACAGUACAAGAUCUUUCAGAGGUUAAGUGGAGAAUCAGUGACUCAAUCAAGGAAUGACUACAUCACAACUGCAACAUCUUUGCAGCUGAAGUUGGACAAGUACAACAAGUAUCAUUUGCGUGUCCGAGCAUUCUACAAUGGGACUUGGUCUCCUGAUUCUCAAGAAGUCCACUUCACCCCUUUUCAACAAACCAUUAUAGGUCCACCCAAAGUAAUCUUGACUGAAUGUGACAACUGCAUUCAAAUCAACAUAUCACUUCCAAAAGCUGAAAAUGGCUCAGGGAUUAAAAACAACGACAUCCUGGCCUUCUACAAAGCUACAAAGUUCAGAGUCUUGUGGAAACAAGAUAACAAAAUUAAGGAUUACAGAACUGAAAACAAGAGUUUUACUGUUUACAACUUGGAAAAAGGCAAAGAGUACUGUGUAAAGAUUGAAAUUGAGAUUACCAUAAAUAAAAAUACUGUGCCAUCAACCUGGAAAUGCAUCAUCACAAGUACUACAAAUUUCAACAGCGUACCCGUUUUGCUCAGUGGAGCUGCUUUUCUUCUGAUUUUUAUCAUUGGUGCCCUGAUGACGUUGACAUAUUUUCUCUACUACACUGGAUUCAUUGGUAAACUUCAAGUGUUUCUCCCAACAGCGCUAAUUGUGGCUCCUAUCGCUGCUAAAUCUUUGCCAAUAGGGAAAACAAGUCCUGAUUCGAUCUCAAUUGGCUCAGAUACACACAAACGGAAGAAGCACACCGUCACCUCAGCAUUAUGUGCUGCCCACAGGACUGGAGUGGAGGAGGUGGAUGAAGAGGACCAAAAUGAAGAAAGUCAUGGCUACAUUAACAAAUAUGGUGAAAUUUCUUCAAAGGAAAAAUCCUGUCAUCAAAAUUGUGAGAUAGAAGAGACCUGUUUGACUGUGAGGUCUCAUACUGAAGAUGAUGCAUCACAUUCAUCAACUGAGAAUGAUCCAGCCACACUGGAUCAACUGGAGGCUGGAGAUACUUUUCUGUCUUCUCGGCCUGAAAUGGAAUUCAAGGAGCAAUUCAUCUUUGAGCUGGCAGAGGAAAUGAACGUAAGCACUGUCAGCAUGUCUGUUGACCUUUCAACUGUGACUUUGCCGGCUAUUGACAUAUGUGAGAAAGAACGAAAUACUAAAGAUUUGCUUGCUGAGCUUUUAAGGACAUCUGAUCAGGAACCCGUAAUGCUCCCGAGCCUCCCGGUCACAAAACCCAUUUUGUCCCAAUCCGACACAGAUGACUUGGCAUCAAUGAUGUGCGAUGAGUGCGAGUCUGAAGAUGAUCAGACACAAGAGACAGUGGAAGAAGAGCUGUUCUCAGAUUAUAUGGGCCAUUGGCAUGGUUAGGCAACAAUGUAACAUCCAAUCACCGACCACUUUAUUAGGCAUACCCUUCCAUCUGCUCGAUAAUGCAAAUUUCUAAUCAGCCAAUCACUCGAUUUCUCAGGUUUUGUCGGAAAUACUUAAUUUCUUCAUUAAAAGAGCCUAGAAUACCACUAGAAGCUUUUUUAACUUGAAGCAAAGUUUUUGCUAAUGUGACGAGAAGAGCCAUAGUACAAGCAGCAGAUGUAUAUUUUUGGAAGGUUCCUCACAAGAAAAAGGUCUCAAUUGGAUCUAUCCUUGAUGGGUAUUUGUAAUACUGUAUAUUGAUAGCGGAUAUAUGGAACAAUUAAUCUGGCGGGACAAGCUAUCACAUGGAAAAAAUUCAAUACCUUUACAGUGCUGGCCAAAAAUAUUGGCACCCCUGCAAUUAUGUCAGAUAAUGCUCAGUUUCUCCCAGAAAAUGAUUUGGUUGUAAUAUUUUCAUGGAUUUUGCUUGCAACUAAAAAAAGUCAAAAACAAAUGGAAACAAAUUUUAAUCAUUAUCAUUUUACACAAAAGUCCAAAAAUGGGCCGGACAAAAGUAUUGGCACCCUUUGAAAAAUCAUGUGAUGCUUCUCUAAUUUGUGUAAUAAACAGCACCUGUUACUUUCCUCUGGCAACAACUAAAUCACACUUGCAGCCAGUUAAAAUGGAUUAAAGUUGACUCAACCUCUGUCCUGUGUCCUUGUGUGUACCAUAUUGAGCAUGGAGAAAAAGAACAAAGACCAAAGAACUGUCUGAGGACUUGAGAAGCAAAAUUGUGAGGAAGCAUGGGCAAUCUCAAGGCUAGAUGUCCAUCUCCAAAGAGCUGAAUGUUCCUUUGUCUACCGUGCGCAGUGUCAUCAGUAAGUGUAAGCCUAUGGCACUGUGGCUAACCUCCCUAGAUGUGCACAGAAAAGAAAAAUUGAUGAGAGAUUUCAACAAAAGAUUGUUUGGAUGGUGGAUAAAGAACCUCGACGAACAACCCAAAAAAAAUAAAAUUACUCGGAUCAGUUUUUAAACUCGAGUUACUCGAGUUGCUCGAGUAUUCGUUUCAGCUCUACAUUUUUGUACUUUAUUCUUGUUUAAAAAUAAUUCGGUGGGACAGUAAAGUGUUUAAAACUUAGGAUAAUUAUAUUUGAAGAGCUUAAAAACCAUUAAUUAAAACAUACAUUUUUUAAAUUAAACUUUGGGGGAAAAAAAGUGAAAAAAAAACAUGUCUUAAACUGUGUGUAUCUCUUUCAAAUGCUAAAUCUGAAUACAUACAUUGAACAGAAAAAAAAUGCAUUUGUUUUUUUUUGUCUGUUUUUGCUACUUCACAGUUUUUCACUUAUCGUGGUGGGUUAUGGUCCGCAUUAACCGCAAAAAACAAGGGAUCACUGUGCAUCUUAUCAUUUUCAACUAAAAAAAUGUUGUCCGAGCAUUUAACACUGGGAAGUCUGGGAUUACAGUUAGUCCCCGGGUUACGAAUACCCGACUAACGUGAUUUCGACUUUAAGACACCAAAGUCUCGUCCACCAUUUUGUCUCGGUCUGAUUUUUUUGGAAGUAUAAACAUUACCUUAUUGUACCUCACAGUAUCUUAUUUUUUACUUUAAUUUAUUAGUAUGAUAUGUUCUUUCCUUGUUCAGCUUUACAGACAUCAAACAAGGUACUUGUGCUUUUUGAAGCUUUUUAGUUCCUUCCCUUUUGUCAGUUUAUAAAGCUGUAACACAUAUGUACACUUAUGUUCAAAACGACACGCAUUUUAACAAUAACAUACUUGACACAAAACAGUUGGUGUUCAAACGUCCGUCUAGUCUAAUCAAUAUAUAAAUUUGGUUGACUAAAUUAGCCUAAUUUACUUGACAAAAUUCCGCGAGCCUAAAUACUGUCAAAGCAUAGCAAAUUGCCGUCACGUAACUCUAGAAACUGUAGCUGUAAACUUAAUUACAAAUGCAUGCAUAAACAUAUAUUAACUGAAACAACUUUCAGCCUUAUGUGUGCCAAACCAGACCGCAGCUAUCCUUUAUCCAUGUCAGCGUCUGAGUCUGCUUCUCAGUCACAGAUGGCGACAGUCCAGCCAGACCCAACGCUGCCACCAGAGGGCAGUGUAUCCAUCAUUAAAUAAAAUACAAUACUUAUUGACUUUUUGAAUAGUUAUUUUGUUGGGAGGAUUCUGCCUUAUGCGGAUAUUCUGGUUACGUCGCCAGCAUAGGAACAAAACUCGUUCGUAGCCCAGGGGACUACAUGUAUUUUUUUUUUUUUUUUGCUGUAUUUUGCUAUAUUUUUUUGCUUAUCAGUAUUUCUCCAUAAUUGCACUUUUACCCAACAAAACAGCUGAAGUGGGCUAAUAGCUAAAAGCCAUUUCGCCAACUGCCUCUCCUCGAGACUUACUGACCAGAAAAACCAAGUGGCUGUGGUUUAGACUGACCAGUAUUUUAAGAGGAUACUCUCCAUUCUGAAGCUAAUGCUAACAAUAUCGCCCGCAGGUAUGUACACAUUUGAAACCCCUGAAUUAAGUGACUUUGAAAGGCUGUUGGUUCCAAACGAGCCUGGUCUCACACUAAACCAUCUCUAGGAUUCAGAGAAUUGUCCAAAAAAAAAAAAAAAUCCAGUAAUCAGCAGUGGACAAAAAUCCCUUGCUGAUGCUAGAGAUCGGACGAAAAUGGCCAGACUGGUUCGAGUUGACAGGAGUGGCACCAGGUGUGGCCGUCUGCUGCUGUAGCUCAUCUCCCUCAAAGUUUAAUUUGUGUAUUCAGACAUGUUCUUCUGCAUACUUUGGUUGUAAUAAGUGGUUAUUUGAGUUCCUGUUUCCUUUCUAUCAGUUCGAACCAGUCUGGUUCUCCUUUUACCUCUGACAUCAAAAAAGCUUUUUCGCCCAUAGAACUUGCGCUCACUGGCUGUUUUCUCUUUUUCGAACCAUUAUCAAUAAACCCUA